This is a messenger RNA of Ooceraea biroi (clonal raider ant), 865 nucleotides long. Its product is annotated as ADP-ribosylation factor-like protein 2-binding protein-like. Gene Ontology annotation, biological process: positive regulation of tyrosine phosphorylation of STAT protein; maintenance of protein location in nucleus. NCBI's taxonomy places the organism in Eukaryota, Metazoa, Arthropoda, Insecta, Hymenoptera, Formicidae. The record is from RefSeq and is a predicted model, not a curated record. Gene Ontology annotation, cellular component: mitochondrial intermembrane space.
UGUGACAUAACCUCGCGGGUUCAUUGAUUAACCAAUUGCUACACAUUCCACUUCUCCAGUAACCUCUAGUCCAGUAAACAGACAAACUGUCAGCCUAGCUUCAGAGCGGCUUUAUUUCGUAAUACGUAACAAUUAGUGCCUUAUUUUUUUGAAAUUAUUGAUUACGAGAAGAAAAGGAGCAUGGAUAGCUGUGCUUUGUCGAGUCCAGAAGACGACGAAGGCCAAAUUUCGAAGAGCGAUGAGGAUUGCUCGUUUGAUGAAAUAAUUGGGCACAUCGAAGAUUUGCUGCUAGAGAAAGAAUUCCAAGACCUGCAGCAGAGAUUCUUAGAAAAGUACUGGGACGUUUUCGAGCCAGUGGAGGACAACAAAUUAAUUUACACUGAUAUAUUCAAUGAAUACAAUAAAGCUGUAGAGGCGUACAUCGUGGGGUAUCUCCGGAAGCUUAUGCCACAGUUCACGCUAGACGUUCUCUUGCAUCAAUUAAACGAGAAGCAAACCGAGCUGGAAGGUGAAGUCUUUGAAGUACUCUCAACAAUAACAGACUUUCUGGCCUUUAAGGAGAUGUUCCUUGAUUACAGAGCAGUAAAAGAGGGUAAAGUUGAAGAUCUCAGCUGUGGAAUAUCAAUAACACCUCUGAAAAUCUGCGAUGCGGAACAGCACUCGCCGAGGUAAUAUACGUGAUUUUAACACCAUUAAAGCGCCUUUUAGGCAAAGAAUAGAGCAUAUCAGCGAAGGCCGUAUAAAAUUAAGUAAGUUAGAAACAUUACAUAUUGUGUUCAAUCUACUGUAUCAUAAUACUUGCAUGUCUCUGUAAAAAUGUAUAUUUAUUAUAUCACGCAAUUACAAAUAUAAAAAUAAUUCAGAU